UGAAAAAGAAAUUUCUAUUUUUUAAAAUGUUUUUGCAUGUAAAAUUCUUAAGAUACAAAAAAGUUUAAGGUAAAUCUCUGAUAAAAAUUAGUAUUUGGUAAUCUAUUAAAAAUGGAAAUUAAAUAUUACCAAAAGAUCUUUAUAAUAUCGCGUAUAGUUCAAAUUCACGAAAAAAAAAAUGGAAAAAGAUAAACAGUAUCCAUUUUUGGCGCGAUAUUUAAAAAUUGUCCAAAAGAGGGAAUCCUAACUCUCAAAAUUGCAAAGCGGGAACUCAAAAACCUGCCGCAAUUUCCGACGAUGAGAGGCGCCGGACGCCGCCGUACGAACUCAGCAAUGCCGACGGAUCGGCGAUAUCCACAGCCAACUCCGACAGCGAAUGAUCCACGGCAAUUUCUCUCCACCGGCGGCCGUGAUUCCGACGCAAGCUUCGCCAGUAGCCGGCCUUCAUCUAUCGGUGUAAACUCCCGGUCCUCCGCUAUCCCUAUCUCCGAUCGAUCCUAUCAGAACUCUGCUAUGCGUACAAUCAAUGCUUACCUUUCCUCUCAGAAUGUCACUUUUACUCUCAAAGCACCUCUUCCUUCUGCCAGAGAUAUCACCGAAACGCUUAAAUUUAUCCUUUCUCGUUUUGAAUUUUCCCCACAUGAGUCGCAAAAACUCGAAGAUAAUCUGCAAACCUUAUUGAAAUCGCUAAAUUGCCCUGUGAAAUUGAACAAAUCUGCGUUACGUGCCCCUGGGACACCUCAUUCGUGGCCGAGUUUACUUGCAGCAAUUCACUGGCUUGUUCAGUUGUGUAAAUUUGAUGAUCACCGGUUGCGUUCCGGUCAGCCACUUGCUUCGGAGAAUAAGGAAUUGAGCUAUACUAUAGAGAGUUAUUUGCAUUAUGUUAGGGGAGAAGAUGAUCAAGAGGAGGAACUGGAUCGUCGAUCUAAGCAGGAGGUGGAACAAAGGAGGACGUGGUUGAUUGAGAACAUGAAUGUCUUGGAAGGGAAUGUGAAAGCUCAAGAGGCAAAGUUGGAAGCGAUGAAGACAGGGCCAUCAAAGAGUGAGGUGUUGGAGAAUGAGAAGUGUGCGUUGGAGGAAGAUGUGAAGAAGUUCCGUGCCAUCAUUGAACAGUUAGAAAGGCGCAUGAUUGCAAUGGAGAAGUUGUUGGAGGAGAAGGAGAAAGGAUUGGAGACUAAGGUAGCAGAGAAUGAUACGAUUUGUGCAGAGAACACGGAGUUGAGGAAGAGGGUGGAGGAACAAGGGAUUAAUGCCAGGGAUGCAGAGAGGAUGAAAAGGGAGAUCCAGGCUUUGGAAAGGGACAUCGGGGAUAAUGAGAACCAGAGGAAUGAAUGGGAGGAGAAGGCGUGGGACCUCGACUCUACAGCUAGGAAUGAGUACAAGAAGCUGGAGGAGCGAAUGCUUGAGUGCAACCAAUCUUUAAGGAGGUUAAAGCUAGGAAAUGAAUUUCAGUAUCAAUUGAAUGCCCAAGGAUUCUCACCAGCGAAGGUCUUAGGUAUAGAUUACAAAGCAACCUUGAAGCCCAUGCUUGCGUCUUUUGAAGACGAGAUGAAGAAGAGUGCCAUGGGGAAAUUGGAAGAGUUGAUAUCUCUCCAGCAACAGACAGCUGAGAAGGUUUCUAAAGUAGAGUCAAAGAAGAAACAUUUAGCAGCUCUUCAGGCUCAAAUUGAUAAUUUGGAAGCUCAGUUGGACUUGAUAAAGAAGGAAAGACAGGACUUCACAUCUAGCUGUGCAACAGAAGCCAGAAGUAUAGUUGAGGAAGUUGAAACAGAGACUCGGAAGUUGGAUCAGGUUGAAAAAGAGGCAGCGGACUUUCUGAAGGCAUCAAACUCCAAACUGCAGGAAACUGUAGCACAGACUGAAGAAGAGGUGCAAAUGUGUGCUCGUGAGCUCUUUGCCGUUGUUGAUAGAGAUUCAAAAUACAAAGAGCAUAUCCCAUCAAAUAUUGCCACGAUGAAGAAUGAUCUCACAGAAACUACCAGGGCUACAGCAGAUAUGCAUAAAGCGGGUUUGCUUGGAUGUGAUGAAAGCCGCUGACAUUAAAGUCCAUAAUAAUAAUUAGGGUAGUCAUAGUUAUCAUAUGUUUUUUAGUUUUACUAGUCGUACAGCUCACUUUUGAAAAGGUAAGAAUACCUCACAAUUCGUUGUGCACAUAGCUUUCUCCUCUACUGAAGAAUUAUGUGGUCUCAGGAGGAAAUAUGCCAAGUCUUUGUCCACAGUUUAAAUUGAAUAUUUUAAGGUUGUUAGAUUAUCAGCGCACUUAUUGCUCGUGAA
Capsicum annuum is the source of this 2274-nucleotide messenger RNA. Its product is annotated as kinetochore protein NDC80 homolog. Gene Ontology annotation, biological process: attachment of mitotic spindle microtubules to kinetochore. The transcript is spliced from 4 exons. The coding region runs from base 298 to 2037 and encodes 579 amino acids. Gene Ontology annotation, cellular component: Ndc80 complex. The record is from RefSeq and is a predicted model, not a curated record. Lineage: Eukaryota; Viridiplantae; Streptophyta; Magnoliopsida; Solanales; Solanaceae.